Molecule: messenger RNA, 1038 nt
Organism: Brachypodium distachyon (stiff brome)
Lineage: Eukaryota; Viridiplantae; Streptophyta; Magnoliopsida; Poales; Poaceae
Product: protein STRICTOSIDINE SYNTHASE-LIKE 10
Exons: 1
Coding region: 1-1038 (345 amino acids)
Biological process (GO): biosynthetic process
Molecular function (GO): strictosidine synthase activity
Source: RefSeq, a predicted model, not a curated record
AUGGGGUGCAGCAUGAGCCGUCUCGCCAAGGCCACCAUCUCGAUCGUCAUCCUGGCUCUGCUCCUCAUGCCCGGCGCCAUGGCGGCCGCUGCGGCCAGCUUCGACGCCUCCCGCAGCCAGCACCUACCGCUCCCUCGCGGAUACCUGCGCGGGCCGGAGAGUGUCGCGUUUGACAGCGAGGGUCAAGGUCCUUACAGUGGCGUCUCUGACGGCCGCAUCCUCAAAUGGAACGGAGACAAGAUCGGCUGGACCACCUACGCCUACGGUCCUGACUAUAGCAGCGAGGCAUGCACCGCGUCCAAGCUUCGCCCGGAGACCGUCACUGAGAGCCAUUGUGGCCGCCCACUCGGACUGCAGUUUCAUCACAAGUCGGGAAACUUAUACAUAGCUGACGCUUACAAGGGACUCAUGCGGGUUGGGCCUACCGGUGGGGAGGCGACGGUGCUCGUCAACCAGGCGGAUGGUGCGCCUCUCCGCUUCACCAACGGGGUUGACGUUGACCAGAUUACUGGGCAAGUCUACUUCACCGACAGUUCCAUGAACUACCAGAGGUCUCAGCAUGAGAUGGUUACCAGGACAGGGGACUCGACGGGCCGUCUCAUGAGGUACGACCCACGGACGAAUGACGUUACCACAUUGCAGUCGGGCAUCACAUACCCCAACGGUGUCUCAAUCUCUCAUGACCGCACACACCUCGUGGUUGCGUCUACCGGCCCCUGCAAGCUCCUAAGGUACUGGAUCAAAGGGCCCGACGCUGGCAAGACCGAGCCUUUUGCCGACCUUCCAGGUUACCCCGACAAUGUCAGGCAAGAUAGGAGAGGUGGUUACUGGGUGGCCUUGCACCGCGAGAAGAACGAGCUUCCGUUUGAAUUCGGUAGCCAUCUCCUUGCCGUCAGGGUCGGACGCAAUGGAAAGGUCCUUGAAGAGAUGAGAGGACCUAAGAGCGUGAGGCCGACCGAGAUAAAUGAGAGGGGCAACGGCAAAUACUACAUGGGCUCUGUCGAGCUGCCGUAUGUCGGCGUAGUUACACAUAUAUAG